AUUGCUUGUAAAGAUUCAGCUGAGUUUUGAGAGAAUUUAAAUCAUUUUUUUUUGUUGAUGCAAAAAAUGGAAAAAUUAAAAUUUAAUGUAAAACAAGCCAUCGAUUUAUUAAUCAAAUCGGCUAUUCAUUUACAGCUACAUACAGAUUCUAUUUGUACGGCUUGUCGAUAUAUACAUCAUUUCAAUGAAUUUCUCGAAGAAAAUCCAUCAACCGACGAAGAUACGAAAUAUGAUUUGGGUGUUGUCGUUACCGCUUCAUUAUACAUUGCAACGAAAACCAAAGAAAAUCAUACACCACUAUCGGAAUUGAUUUCAUCUGUACAUUAUCAUUUAAAAUUCAUUGGCGAUAACGAUCAAAUUGAUUACAAAACCUAUCAAUUAUUGCCAAAAGAUUUCGAUUAUUGGAAACUACGUGAUUCAGUUACCUAUUUUGAAUUGUUAAUGUUACGAAUUUUACGAUUUGACUUGAUUAUUGAUCUUCCACAUAAAUAUCUUAUAUUCUAUCUAAAAACAUUAAGUAAUUGGAUUAAUGACAAUGAAAACAUUGAAAAAAUAUUCACAUUUUCAUGGUCAAUGUUGAAUGAUUAUUGUUGUUAUCAUCCACAUUCAUUAAAAUGGCCAGCUCAUCAUAUAGCAUUGGCAACCAUUGAAUUGGCAAUGGAGAUAUUGUGUCCAGAAAUGAAAAAAAUUCUUCAACCAACAUCCAGCUGCAAGGAUGAUCGACCAUCAAGCAGUAAUGAAAAGAUCAAAUCAAAACACAAUUUGUGGUAUAUGAAUUUUGAUCAAAAACUUAAACAUGAUAUGGUCAGUCAAAUAAUCAAUCAGAUGCAAGAAAUCAAUUCAAAUGAUGAUAUAAAAAUGAAAACUUCGAGCAGCAAUGAAAAAAAAUCAAAAAAUCAUGAACCUACCUUUGCCAAUCUAACGAUACCAGAUGAUGAAUGA
This is a messenger RNA of Dermatophagoides farinae (American house dust mite), 942 nucleotides long. It is a transcript of the gene koko, whose product is annotated as cyclin Q. Lineage: Eukaryota; Metazoa; Arthropoda; Arachnida; Sarcoptiformes; Pyroglyphidae. The record is from RefSeq and is a predicted model, not a curated record. Gene Ontology annotation, biological process: regulation of transcription by RNA polymerase II. Gene Ontology annotation, molecular function: cyclin-dependent protein serine/threonine kinase regulator activity.